Chionomys nivalis (European snow vole) is the source of this 4353-nucleotide messenger RNA. It is a transcript of the gene Fanca, whose product is annotated as FA complementation group A. Gene Ontology annotation, cellular component: Fanconi anaemia nuclear complex. Lineage: Eukaryota; Metazoa; Chordata; Mammalia; Rodentia; Cricetidae. The coding region runs from base 1 to 4344 and encodes 1447 amino acids. Gene Ontology annotation, biological process: interstrand cross-link repair; regulation of regulatory T cell differentiation. The transcript has 43 exons. The record is from RefSeq and is a predicted model, not a curated record.
AUGUCGGGUUCCCCGGCCUGGGCUGCUGCUGCUUGCGAUGGACCCCUGGGUCUCCGAAAGUCUUGGACCGAGCUGCUGGCGGGCAGAGUCAAGAAGCAAAAAUAUAAUCCUGAAAGGGAACAGAAAUUAAAGGAUUCCGCUCUGCAACUCCUGAGAUACCACCAAAAUAUGAAUGACCUUUUACUAGAGGUAGAAGAUCCACAAUGUAAAAAAUUGUGUCUCAGCAAACUGAUCGAUUGUGACAGUGCUUCAGCUGCCUCUGAUCACUCCAGUUCCUUCAUACGUUCUGCUUUUCGGGAUCAAGCCUCGAGGCUGGGAGUUCCUGUGGGGUUACUGUCUGCCAGAGUGUUCGCUUGCAGUGUGCGUCAGGUCUGCGUGGAGCCCAGCCACCCUGUGCUGCUCAGCUCGGAGCAAAGAAAGAAGCUGUCUUCCUUGUUAGAGAUCGCUCGGUAUCUGUUGGCACACAAUAUGUUCUCCCGGCUUACCUUCUGCCAGGAAUUAUGGAAAGCGCAGAACUCUUUGCUGCUUGAAGCUGUGUGGAGUCUCCAUGUGCACCGUGUUGUGAGCCUACAAGAGCUACUUCAAAGCCAUCCUGACAUGCAGGCCAUGACCACGUGGCUCUUCAGGAACCUCUGCGCUCUGUGUGAACAGAUAGAAAUGCCAAGCCCAUCCUCUGAUGCCACUAAAGCCAUGCUUUCUGGUUUUGUGCAACUGUUGGUUUCUAGUGCAUUUCCGCAAAGCUCAGAACCAAGACUUGGGGAGCCUGAAAAGAUGACCCAGGUUGCUACUGACGUCCUGCAGAGAAUGCUGACUUUUGCACUUGAUACCCUGGACGCUGGUCCACAGGUGACGUCGGCUCACCAGGCAGCGAGGGGCUGGUUGAGUGCAUACUCUGGACAUGUAUGCUGUGGUAUGAUCGGAGUGGAUUCUCACAAGAGGUUCUUCAGCCACACUCUAACCCAGAUUCUGACUCACAAACCCGUGCUGAAAGUGUCUGACGCCAUUCAAAUGCAGAAGGAGUGGAGCUUUGCAAAGACUUGUCAGGAGCUCACCACUCUGUACUGCAGGGUCUUGGUGAUGCUGGGUCCAGAGGAGUCGGUUGGCCGUUUGCGGGAAGUCCUGGAGUCGCAGGAGGUGAACUGGCAGUAUGUGCUCUCCUGUCUGUCUACACUGGUUGUCUGCUUUCCCGAGGCACAGCAGCUUUUUAAAGACUGGGUGGCCUCUUUGAUGGCCCAUGCCUUUGAGAGCUACCACCUGGACAGCAUGGUCACUGCGUUCCUGGUUGUGCGUCAGGCUACUCUGGAAGGCCCCUUUGUGUUCCCAUCCUACGCAGACUGGUUCAAGGAAUCCUUUGGGAGCUCACUUGGCUACCACAGCUGCAGCAAGAAGGCCCUGGUUUUCCUCUUCAAGUUCCUGUCUGACCUUGUGCCCUGGGAACCGCCUCGGUACAUGCAGGUGCAUAUUUUCCACCCACCGCUGGUCCCCAGCAAGUACCACUCCCUCCUUACAGACUAUAUCUCGUUGGCCAAGACGAGGCUUGUUGACCUCAAGGUUUCCGUAGAGAACCUGGGACUCUACGAGGAUUUGUCCUUCUCUGGGGACGUUGCUGAGCCUCAGAGACAAGCGAUGCGGGAUGUCAAGAAGGCCAUUGUGGUGUUUGAACAGACAGGGAAGAUCCCAAUGCCUGUCCUGGAGGCCAGCAUAUUCAGGAGGCCCUACUACCUGUCACGCUUCCUCCCAUCCCUGCUCACGCCGAGAGUGCUCCCAGAGGUUCCUGAUUCCCGGGCAGCCUUUAUCGAGACUCUGAAGAGGGCAGAUAAGAUUCCCUCAUCGUUAUAUGAUGCCUACUGCCAAGCCUGUGCCACCACUGAGGAGAAGCAGCCUGAAGAUGCCACCCCAGGAAAAAGGCCUGAGCCUGACCAAGCUGAACAGCCCCUGGGCCUGCUCACGGCAGCACUUGAAGAGCUCAGAGCUUUAAUGACAGACCCCACCCAAUAUGAUGUUAUGUCUGCUCAGGUGGCUGUGAUUUCUGAAAGACUAAGUGCCGCUUUGGGUCACAAUAGUGAUGACGGCAGCCUCCGGAGAUCGAAGAUUCAGCUCAACGUGCUUAACCCCACACUCCAGAGACAGGACCAGGCUGUUGUGGAUCUCCUGCUCACAGCCUUCUGUCAGAACCUAAUGGCAGCCUCUAGCUUUGUGCCCCCGGAGAGGCAGAGCCCCUGGGCUGUCCUUUUUGUAAGGAUCCUUUGUGGACCCGUGAUCUUCCCUGCAGUGCUCAGUCGGCUCUGCCAGCUGCUCUACCACCAGGGCCCAAGCCUGGGUGCCCCUCAUGUCCUGGGGUUGGCUGCCCUUGCCGUCCAUCUGGGCGAGUCCAGGUCCAUGCUUCCAGAGGUGGAUCCAGGUGUUCUCGCUCCUGCUGGCAGCCUUUGUGUCCCUGAGUUUUUGAACAGCCUCCUCACCUGCCGCACAAGGGAAUCUCUGCUCUUCUGCAUGAAAUUCUGUACAGCAGCGAUUUCUUACUGUUUGUGCAAGUUCUCGGCACAGCCCCAUGCUGCCCUGCAGAACUGUUUAUCUCCAGGCCUGAUCAAAAGGUUUCAGUUCAUUGUGUUAAGAGUGUUCUCAGAGGCCAGAACACCUUGUCCUCCAGAGCACACAGCGUCCCUCUCCUGGAGACCCUCCGACCUUCCUCCUGCAGACUGGCAGAGUGCUGCCCUCUCUCUGUGGAGAUGGAGCAGCUUCCAAGAGCUCUUGAAGGAGAAGGAAUUUUAUUUGACUUACAGAGACUGGGGGCAGCUGGAAUUGGAAAUCCAACCUGAAGUUGAUAUUCUCUCGGACACAGAAAGGCGUGACUUCCACCAGUGGGCAAUCUAUGAACACUUCUUGCCAGCACCAUCUGCUUUGGGAGGCUGUGAUGGAGAUCUGGAAGCGGCAUUCACAGUCCUUGUCAGUGAGCUGAUGGACUUCUACCAAAGUUCGAGGAGUUAUAAUCACUCACCGGACUCUGAUUUGGUUCUUGGUGGCCGCACAGGAAAUGAGGAUAUUCUUUCCAGGCUACAGGAGAUGGCUGUGGACCUGGAGUUGGAUCAAGGCUCUUCUGCCUCCUAUGGCUGUUCAGCUUCUCAGAGUCACAUUCUCUUCCGCCUAUUCAGAAGACGGCUCCAUGCUCUGGCAAAGGGGCACAGCACGGCUACUAGCCUUAGGAGACAGCGAGAGCUGCUCGUAUGCAAACGGCUUCUCCUCCGCCUGCCUCCAUCAGUUCUUAUGGGCAGCCCCCAGGCCAGACAACCUGUGUCCCCCAACUGUGAGGAGUUCUUUAACCUGGUCAACUCUGAGUUGAGAAACUCCUGUUGCCACGGCAGUGUCCUGACCCAUGAUAUUACCAUGCACUUCUUCAGGGGGCUCCUUAAUGUGUGUUUUCGAAGUGAAGACCCAGCAUUGGUGGCCAACUUGACCUUGACAGAGUGCCAGAGCAAAUGUCCCAUUAUUCUGACCUCAGCCCUGCUGUGGUGGUCAAGCCUGGAGCCAGUGCUGUGUAGUCGGUGGAAGAAAUGUUAUCAGGGCAUACUGCCGCGGGAGCUGCAGAGACUACAGGAGGCCCGGGAGUUUGCUAGCAGUCUCCUCUCUGGUUCAGCUUCCCCAGCACCCAGCCCGGCCUGGAUCUCAGCUGCUGCCCUGCACUUUGCAACUAGAGAAGUUAGGACAGAAAAUGUCAGGGCGCAUCUGAAAAGGCUAGACUGCGAGAGAAAGGAGCUGCUCAUCUUCCUCCUCUUCUUUUCCUUGAUGAGCCUACUCUCGUCCUACCUGACCCAACAGGACACUGCUGAGUAUCUGAAAGCCAUGGACAUCUGUGCCGAGGUCCUCAUGUACUUGGGAAGAAGGAAGGUUUCCUGGCUGGUGCUCUUCCAGUUGACAGAGACAGAUGCCGAGCUGGGGCACCUCCUCCACUUGGCCCCAGAUCAGCACACCAGGCUGCUACCAUUUGCCUUCUACAGUCUUCUCUCCUACUUCAGUGAAGACGCCAUCAUCAAGGAAGAGGCUUUCCUGCAUGUCGCUGUUGACAUGUACCUGAAGCUGAUGCAGCUCUUUGUGGAUGGGGAAACCAGGACUGUGUUACCUCAGGCCAGCAAACGCUUAAAGCUCCAAGGUAGCCCUGUACAACUGAUAACGGAAGCACGUACUUUUCUGCUGCAGCUAAUACCUCAGUGCCCAAAACAGCACUUCUCCAAUAUGAGAGAGCUGCUGGCUGGCCGAGAAGACUGUGACCCUGAGAUGAGCAACAUCCUCCUGCAAAGGUGGCAGGCUGGCCCGAGCUUUGAUCUCUACCAGGAGCCUCAUCUGUUCUGACUGCCUGUC